AUGAAGUACCCUCUGGUUCCUUUAGUGAAUGACCAGACCUUUCAUCUUCUUUUCUUCUGGCUUUGUUUGCCAUUUGUAAUGCUGUUGAUCAUAAUCAUUAUCUGGCUACAACUUCUACUUAAUGAAGUACAGGCUCCUAAUGCAGAAGAAAUCAAGGAACAAUAUUCUGAUGAGCCUGAUUCUGACUCUAAAUUUGAGGAUGAUCUAACAGAGGAAGAAAACCAGAAUGAUUCAUCCAGCAUAGAAACACAAGAGGAGAUGCAAUCCAGGGGAUCUCUGGGUAAACUGAAGCCAAAACCGGCUUAUCUGAGUUCAAAACUGAAAAGCCAAAAACCAAGUUUUCUUGCCGCAAUCUCAAACAGCUGGUCUCAGAGCCAGAAGAUAAGACGUUCCCGUGUUGAGAAGAAUGUUCUCUGCAACAUUGUGAUGCUCCUGUGCACCAUGCUUUCUUCUCUCAUCUGGAACUUUGUCUGCCAGUUGUUCCACAUCUCUAAUGUCCUGAGGAUUCUACUGCUGCCAUCCUCUCUGAUUAUCUCCAUGGCUCAGCUGUUUGUUUUGCUGUCUGUGAAAAUCCUUGGCUCCCUGAGGCUGGAAGUCAGGGGUCUGUUGGCUUCAGUCUUGGGGAGGAGAUAUAAGUGAACUGGAACAGA
This is a messenger RNA of Calidris pugnax (ruff), 650 nucleotides long. RefSeq names its product adipogenin (gene ADIG). The record is from RefSeq and is a predicted model, not a curated record. The coding region runs from base 1 to 639 and encodes 212 amino acids. Gene Ontology annotation, biological process: fat cell differentiation. NCBI's taxonomy places the organism in Eukaryota, Metazoa, Chordata, Aves, Charadriiformes, Scolopacidae. The transcript has 3 exons.